This is a messenger RNA of Triplophysa dalaica, 2714 nucleotides long. It is a transcript of the gene fgf12b, whose product is annotated as fibroblast growth factor 12b. Gene Ontology annotation, biological process: animal organ morphogenesis; positive regulation of gene expression; cell differentiation. Gene Ontology annotation, molecular function: fibroblast growth factor receptor binding; growth factor activity. The transcript is spliced from 5 exons. Lineage: Eukaryota; Metazoa; Chordata; Actinopteri; Cypriniformes; Nemacheilidae. The coding region runs from base 384 to 1136 and encodes 250 amino acids. The record is from RefSeq and is a predicted model, not a curated record. Gene Ontology annotation, cellular component: cytoplasm.
AACCAACAUGCUGAGGACGAAACGGACCUUAUUAACAGUGAAAAGCAUCCGUGAUGAGAAGUUUAUAACCGGACAGACAGACAGCAUCUCCUCUGACAUCUUAAUUCUGGACACUUCUGACGUCAUGAGUUACUAACUAUUUACCUCGACAGUGUUGCGGUGGGGUUUGUUUUGCACGACCCGUGCAUUGUUACGGGGUCUAACUGCGCGGUUAUGUAACUCGUACGUGCUUUCCGUGGUCGAAGAAACCGAGUUUGUCCGUAUCGCUCAUGCUCCGGUGCAAAGCUGCGCGCGCGUUCGUUCUCCCUCGCGCCGGUAGUCUCCUCAAGUGAAUCUCUCACCAUUUACAAUCGUCCCCGCGUCGGCUCUCUCUGUCCGGUGAGAUGGCCGCGGCGAUCGCCAGUUCGCUCAUUCGACAGAAGCGGCAGGCGCGCGAGUCCAACAGCGAGCGCGUUGCGUCCGGCAAGCGCCGCUCGAGCCCUGCUAAAGAGUCCGGCGGCCGAGGAACUCUAUGCGCGCGGCACCUGUUCGGACUCUUCGGUAAAGUUCGACUCUGCAGCGGGAAAAAACGACCGGUGCGCCGGAAACCAGAAUCUCAGCUGAAGGGGAUAGUGACCCGACUUUUCAGUGAGCAGGGCUUCUUCCUGCAGAUGAUGCCCGAUGGGACCGUUAGUGGAACCACAGAUGAAAACAGUGACUAUACUCUGUUUAAUCUCAUCCCGGUGGGUUUGCGUGUGGUGGCGAUGCAGGGCUCGAAGGCUGGACUCUAUGUGGCCAUGAAUGGAGAAGGUUUCCUCUAUUCCACAGAUGUCUUCACUGCUGAGUGUAAGUUUAAGGAGAGCGUGUUUGAGAAUUAUUACGUGAUCUACUCGUCUACAGUAUACCGACAACACGAGAGCGGCCGGGCCUGGUACCUUGGACUCACCAAGGACGGGAUCAUUAUGAAGGGAAACCGCGUCAAGAAGACUAAACCCUGUUCACACUUUGUGCCCAGACCCAUUGAAGUGUGUAUGUAUAAAGAGCCCUCGCUGCACGAACUCGACGAGAAACAGCGAUCCAGGAAAAACUCAGGGACUCCCACUCUGGGCAUCAGAAAAGAGCUCAACCAGGACUCUACUGACCAUGAAGGAUCAUAGCCACACAGACACUCACACUCUGAUCUGAUCUGUAAAUGUACACAACACACACACUUAAACACACCCUCUGGCGACCCCUGGAGCUAAAUGCUUUCUUACACCUGACAAACAACAGCAUCUACAAACAUCAAACAAAAAAAAAAGUCAUGUGAAACACAAAAAAGUUAAAAAAAAACGCUGAUUCCUUGCCUGUGACGAUGUUUUAAGAAUAUUUGAGAAUCAGGACAUGAUCUUACAUUUAUGCAAAGUCCGUCGGAGUCACGUCGCCGUGGAGACACAUGCAGGUUUUUCUGUUGGGUGUCUUAGCUUUAAGCCAUGUUUGAUCUUCACACAUUGAUUUAUGAAUGCCGAAAGCACUUUCACGUACUGCUAUACGUCACUCGCCUCAUUAAUACUGAAUGUUCUCUCAUCAUUGCCUGGGGUUUUUAUUCGGGGGGUGGGUGUGGGUGAAUUCUGCUCUCCGAUUGGCGGAUAGGGGAAGGGUUUAGGAAUCGUGCCCUGCUGAUAGGCUCUGACAGUCAUGUGACCUUACCGGAAUGGAUUAGAUUAAUCCACUUUAUAUCACCGCACAGAUUCGCUUCAUCUCACCAUAUACUCACGCUGUGCUAAAGGGGUCAUAUUCUGCAUUUUUGUAGCAAUGUAUUUAUUUAUAGAUUUAUUUUUCAAUCAAGGAUCACUUGCACUGGUCUCUUACGUUUAAAACAUAUUUUAGUAUUUCACGGACGUUUCUCUGACGUCGAGGCUGGUUCUGCUGCCGUAACUUUAAGACUUGUGUCGCUGGUAUGUGAUUGGUUAACCGGAGGAUGAACAGGCGUGUAAAUAUGUCAAUGUGGCCGGACAUAUGUUAAUGUGCAUGAACAUAUAAUCACAGACAUUUUUUAAGGAAUUCUAUAAAUGUGGAUGUUGAAUAUACAUACUUUAAACUUUUUUAUAAGAUGUGAUGUGACCCCUUUAACACAUGACGCCUUGAGGAAAGUGUCCCUGUUCGGAUGGGAUUAGUUUGGUUUCCAGCUCUUUAUUGAUGUAUCGUACAAUGACGUUUGUCACGGUAGCCUGAUAAUCGUUCCGACACAUCACACCUCUACAUUACAGACAUCAGCUGUGACUCUACAAACCAAUGCCAUCCGAACAUGGCUGAAGACAACCAGGGGAUUUUCAGUGACGUCACACAGGAAGUGACGUCAUACUGUAUGUGAUGUAACCUCUGUGAUUCAUUUCAUCGCUUCUACUCCGUGUGCUCGUGGAUCACUUCAUGCUAAAAAACUCCUUAUCUUUCGCUUUCUGAGAGAUUUGGGUAUUUUAUCCUGCCAAAAGCACAGACUGCCCUCCAAACUGGACAUAAACCGGACUACCACUAUAAACCCAAUGUGUGUAACUGCCCCCGAUUUCCUUUACUCAUCAGACUCAUCAGCGUUUGAGAAAAGAUACUAACAUACUGCAUACUAUAGACAGUAUACUGCCUUCUGUAAAAAACAACCAAACAAAAAACAGCGAAGAAAUGUUUCAAACUGUAGUAUGCCAUGUUGUUGUCACUUGACCUCAUUAUGUUGCAUGUUUAAUUCAGCGAGUGGCUUCCGG